Molecule: messenger RNA, 1344 nt
Organism: Daldinia vernicosa
Lineage: Eukaryota; Fungi; Ascomycota; Sordariomycetes; Xylariales; Hypoxylaceae
Exons: 2
Coding region: 96-1139 (347 amino acids)
Source: RefSeq, a predicted model, not a curated record
GGGAAGCACAAGCACAAGCACAGGCAACUAACCGAUAAUCCACACUCCGUCCUCUCCGCCGUUUUGGGGCGAGAGGGUAUAACUCCCAGUAGGACAUGAGCCACGAGACUGUUGGUUCGCUCCUGGCCGUCAUCGCCAACUCGCUUAACGAUGGCCUGCGCAUCAUGAUGUUCGCCGACAAGCGGGCCUGGGGGUCCGACGAGUUCGAGCAGCUUCGUCUGCUAGAGGAGACCCUCGAUGAGGCUAAGAAGGACUUCCAGGAACUGCCUGCUCUUGUCAACGGGAGGUACUACUACGAGAACGAUCGUAUAGACGAGUCCCUCGAAGACCUCCGUAUCCUAUGCACGCGCUUCGAGCUGCACACGCAGACCUUUAAAGACUGGGUGCGCCACGGCGGCUCCAUAGACCCGUCCUGGGCCCACGAGACAACCGUCCUCCGACGCGAAUUACACCGCGCUCAGUGCCGCGCCGCCAGACGCAUACACAGCGCACAGCAGAUCGAGACCUCGGCCGAGAGCGUAAGAUGUCUUGGCGCCUUGCAGGUGUACCGCGUGCAAAAAGGGCGCGACGUACGUGUCGAGGACGAGCGGGCUGCGUGCGCGCAGGCAGGUCGCUUCGAGAGGUAUGCGGAGAGAGACGUAGCUUUCGUGUGCGAUUUCUGCGACGGGUUUUUAGUCUGGGAGGACCUGCGCGCGGUCCCGACUACGCGGAUAGCACAGCCUCCCCCGCGCAACGACGAUCUCCCCGCACCCGUUACGAGUACGACGAGAGUUGGCGAGUCCGGCAAUAACAAUAAUAAUAGUAGUAAUAUUCCCGGCGACGGCGAUAACGAGAUCAAUCCCGCCACCGCGAAUUGGCAAGCCCGGGGCAUCGCCCUCUCCAACGGCGAGCAGAAGACGAUAGUAUUCGCGCCCGUGGCCGUGGCAAACCAUGUGCCCCCCGAAAUAGGCGAGUGGCGGUCGCGGAUCCUGUGCCCGCACUGCGACGAGUACUACUACGAGGAACAGGGCGACGGCGACAUGGAGCGCCUGCGGUAUACGCAGGGCCGAGGGUUCGAAAGCGUUGCAGCUUUUCAGGAGCAUCUGGAGUGGAGCCAUGCGUCCAUUGUGCCGAGUACUUCGAACUGCAGAGUUAUGUAAGGGGGAGAGAGGGACAAAGGAAGGGAGGCUAUUUGAAAUCCCAGAUUGGGAGCUUAACUUAAUUACAUGACGGCGUUCGGGGCCUGUGCAUCGAACCAAUUGGGACUUAUUUAUAUAGAUAUCUAAUCCAUCGCAGGUCUAAAAGAACAAAGGCGAGGCGUUCAGGUGUCCAUUGAAAAGGAAGAGAGGGAUCUAUCUAGGUACC